Periophthalmus magnuspinnatus is the source of this 2138-nucleotide messenger RNA. RefSeq names its product cyclin B3 (gene ccnb3). Gene Ontology annotation, cellular component: cyclin-dependent protein kinase holoenzyme complex; cytoplasm; centrosome. The record is from RefSeq and is a predicted model, not a curated record. NCBI's taxonomy places the organism in Eukaryota, Metazoa, Chordata, Actinopteri, Gobiiformes, Gobiidae. Gene Ontology annotation, biological process: mitotic cell cycle phase transition; regulation of cyclin-dependent protein serine/threonine kinase activity. Gene Ontology annotation, molecular function: cyclin-dependent protein serine/threonine kinase regulator activity. Bases 190 to 1677 code for a protein of 495 amino acids. The transcript has 12 exons.
GAGCGCUCAAAUUCCACUCAUUCAAAUCUGCGCAGCGGAGGACUCGGCUCCUUCGUUUCACUGCUCCAAAUCGCAACAAAGGUGGAUUUUAAACGGCUUAACUGAAUCACACACGGAUUUACGAGCAAAUAGUGAAUAAACGAAGACGCCUAAGAUAGUUUUGUGCAGAUCGGCGGAAAAGGACAAAACAUGCCGUUUACGAGGGGGAAGAAGCCAACUGUGUCUGCAGCGAGUAGACUGCCCAAACUGAGCUCAAGAGCCAACGAAAACCAAGAGGAGGGGUCACAGGUCAAAAGAUCAUCGUCUCCGCCCACUGGAGCGCCCAAAAAGAGGACCGCGUUCAUUGACAUCACAAAUGCUCAUAAAGUUGGGCUCAGUCUUCCCGGGAGAAAGAAGGAGGCCACAAAGAAAACCGUGAAGAAGCCUGCGGUCGCCUCCAGCUCCGUGUCGGCGAGGAACCAGGCCAACCUCAUCAAGUCCUCCUCCGUGAGCUCUGAGGAUUCGUCUGUCGAGAUCGAUAAGACUGUAGAGGUCAAACGGGAAGCGCACAAGGUCAAGCAGGAGGCACAGGGGGUCAAACAGGAGGCACAGGGGGUCAAACAGGAAGUGCAGGGGGUCAAACAGGAAGUGCAGGGGGUCAAACAGGAAGUGCAGGGGGUCAAACAGGAAGUGCAGGGGGUCAAACAGGAAGUGCAGGGGGUCAAACAGGAGGUGCAGGGGGUCCAGGAGGAUGCGGCGGUUCCGGUCAAAAAGCUGGAGACUGACGCUACGCCCCCUACUGUCCAAAAAGUACCAGCACACCUCAAGAAACAACAGAUCCCAGCUGAGUUUGACAUAGACGCGGAGAACAGAGAGGACUGUGUCAUGUGUCCAGAAUACGCCAAAGACAUCUUCGACUACCUCAAACAGAGAGAGGAGAAGUUUGUGCUGCAGGACUACAUGCCCCAGCAGUCCAGUCUGAACGCAGAGAUGAGAGCUAUACUCGUGGACUGGCUCGUCGAAGUUCAGGAAAACUUUGAGUUGUAUCACGAGACCCUGUACCUGGCCGUGAAGAUGACCGACCACUAUCUGUCCAAGACCUCGGUGCACAGGGAGAUGCUUCAGCUGGUCGGGUCCACCGCCAUGCUCAUCGCCUCCAAGUUUGAGGAGCGAAGCCCGCCCUGUGUGGACGACUUCCUGUAUAUCUGCGAUGAUGCGUUCAAGAGGGAGGAGCUAAUCACGAUGGAGGGCAGCAUCCUUCAGACGCUCGGCUUCGACAUCAACAUCCCCAUCUCGUAUCGCUUCCUCCGCCGCUACGCCAAGUGUGUGAACACGGGCAUGGACACUCUGACUCUGGCCCGAUACUUCUGUGAGAUGAGUCUCCUGGAGAUGGACCUGGUUCUGGAGCGCGGGUCUUUGUUAGCUUCAGCCUGUUUACUGCUAGCUCUGCUCACCAAAGACCUCGGCGGAUGGACUCCGUGUCUGCAGUUCCACUCGGGGUACGACCUCUGUGACCUCAGCCCUGUCGUCAGAAAACUCUACUUCUGUCUGUCUGCACCGCUGGACGAGAGGCUCAAGGCCAUACGCAACAAGUACUCACACAAGGUGUUUUUCGAAGUGGCAAAGUUGCCGCUGGUCGACCUGGACGUUCUGGAAAAUGCUUUGUUGAAAAAAGAGAAAACAGAAGAGCCGAUCUGAGCCUAAACCUGCGCUCAGACUGUAAAUACCUGUGAAUAUUUUUAUAUAUAAACAUUUUGUGUCUUUUACUCCAAAGUAAAUGUGUAUUUCCUGUGCGACAGUGUUCAAACGUGGGCAUUUAUAUUCACGUUUUUUUUGCCAGUACGUUUUAGCAUUUUUAUAUAAUUAUUAACAUGAUUUUAAAGCCUUUCAGUCGUUUUAUAAUCCAAAUAAAAGAAAAGCCCAGUUGUGUGUAAAUAGUGAAUAGUCGUGUUGCAGUGUUAAUUUUAAACUGACGACACUUAUUUUACUGGUAAAUGAUGUUGUUGCCCGCGCGUUUUAAAGUCUGUUUUGUUAUUAACGUAUAUUUUCAAACCUUGUACAGUUUAUUAUCAUGUCUACUCAGUAUUUGUACAAAAGACGACAAAAUGAGAAACUAUUUUAAAAUGCGGUCGUGCAUACUCAUAAUAAAGUCUUUUGAU